CAACGACAUCAUACACCGUAUCAUUGGGUAGACACGCGUCAGGGAGGCAGCUCAACCUCCCUGUCCCGAACCAUCAUCAUCCUUGCCAAUGCCGCCUCAAGUGGAUCUCAUCGUCACAUUCAGGGCGUCACAGAAAAUCGCCCUGUCGAAGCAGCAAAUACGCGACAACGCCCAGAAAGCAGAGCAACAGUAUGCCCGCCUCCUUGAGACAUUGAGGUACGGUGGUCUUCGAGCAGUAUCCAGGAGGGGAGAGGCCCUCGGGCACUUGCUUAUCUUUGUAUACUGUCCUGAUGGCUUGGUCAAGAACCUAGUCAAGAGAGAGCGCCAUUCGGAUUUUCUCUCUGGCCUUCCGACGACACCUAUCAAAUCUGGCACCCAGUUACCGCCGCUGAGCAUUUCGGACCGCCUUCGUCUGGUGCAUUCAUACAUAACGUCGAUGCCUAUUGACGGCGGUUUGGGAAUCACACCAGGAACCUCACAAUGGGAUCUCGUAGAGUCUGUUAUGUGCUUGCAUGACCAAACCUUCAACGACCAAUGGAAGCAUACGUGGAAGAGCCGAAAGAUUGCUUCGGUCUCAGACGAUAGAAUACGGGAUCAAUUUGGCGAUUCUGUGGCUCUCUACUUCUCUUUCCUCCACUCGUACACUCGCGCCCUUAUAAUUCCGGCUAUCCUUGGUGUUGCCUUCUAUUUCUUUGGCUCGCCUUAUUCGCCUAUGUACUCCACCUUACUCCUCCUUUGGUCAGUUACGUUCGUCGAAUGGUGGCGUGUCCAGGAGCGCAUUGUCUCCCUCCGCUUCGGAACACGAGGUUCCUUCCGUGUGGAAAAACGGCGUGCCCAGUACAAUCCCAAUUUUUCGUGGUGGAAGCGAGAACUUCGAAUGCUUGCAAGCCUUCCGGUGGUCUUACUAUUUGCUGGUGUUCUUGUUGUCCUCUUGACAGCGAUAUUCGUGUUUGAAGCUUUUGUCACGCAGUUGUAUACAGGCCCAGGACACAAGUACAUUAGUCUCAGCCCUACCAUCUUAUUUGCGAUUUUAGUCCCACGUUUACUGGACGUCUAUCAAGUGAUAGCCUCAAAGUUCACAGACUGGGAAAACCAUGCACAUCAUUCUUCAUAUAUCUCUUCACUCAGUCUAAAAACCUUUGUCCUGACUGCCCUUGUUGCAUACCUCGGUCUCGCCUUGAGCGCCUUCGUCUACGUGCCGUUUGGUGAAGGCGUUAUGCGUGUUGUACAGUCGUCGAUCUUCUACACUCACGGUACUCCCGCGGAUUCACCCGACAAACCGACCGCAGGCAUUUGGGAGGUCGAUGCUACCACAGCUGGUCGCAAACUCAACCCAGGACGCCUCCGCGAUCAAAUGUUCGCGUUUACAGUGACUAACCAGGUUGUAAACACGUUCAUGGAAAUUGGGUUGCCAUUUGUUCUCCGGGCUGUUGAAAAAUACAGAAACGGGAAAAAAACCAAUUCGGGAACGUCAUCUCCAAAGGGCAAAAAGAAAGUGGUGUUCGAAGAUGAGAAGGAAAAGGGAGGUGAGGAAGAAAGAGAAUUCUUGGAAAGGGUCCGCAGCGAAGUCGCUUUACCCGAAUAUGACAUCUUCGGAGAUUACAAUGAAAUGGUGAUUCAGUUUGGCUACGUUGCGUUAUGGUCGACGAUAUGGCCUUUGGCCCCUUUGAUGGCACUGGUCAACAACUUUUUCGAGCUUCGAUCGGAUGCUUUCAAAAUCAUUACUCACGUCCGCAGACCCAUUCCCUCGAGGGUUGACACGAUCGGACCCUGGCUUGACGCGCUCACUUUCCUCGCCUGGCUAGCGUCAUUGACCAAUGCAUCGCUGGUGUAUCUGUUCUGCCCCAGAUCACAGGUCUAUUGUAAUACGACGACGUCCUCGUCAAUCGAAAAGGUCAGCCAAGAGCUCUUCUCUGCUGGUGUUGCUGGGAUCGAAGGGCAGGCCGCGACGAUGGAUCUACUGAAAACUGCAUUGUUGGUUGCUUUUGCUGCUUCCCAUGGAUAUAUACUCCUGCGUGUCGUCGUUCGACAUGUGGUUGAGAGAAUAGUCUGGAAGGCCAGUGAGGAAGUGAAAGAGAGGGAGAGGGAAGAAAGGGAAAUCAAGGAGUCGUUUUUACGGGGUACUGCCGAAAAGGGUGAAGACGAUUUGGGAGAGGUGAAGAGUGGUGAUGCUGAUGUUGACGAGGUGUUCUGGAAUCAUGAUGAAGGACUGCAGGAGAUUCAGAGAAUAUCGAAAGAGGCAUGAACAGGAAUGUACAUGUAGGUUUUUGUCUUGGCACACAUAUAUACGACGCCGCUUAUCGCUUCUAUGGACUUCAAUGAUAUGUAAGGAACACAAGGAGACUUUCAAAUAGCAGGACAGUAACGCCCGUCGUCCUCGAAUCAUAUAGUACAUGAACAACACAACCACAUCGUGUAAGAUCCUUUGUAUCC
Molecule: messenger RNA, 2433 nt
Organism: Desarmillaria tabescens
Lineage: Eukaryota; Fungi; Basidiomycota; Agaricomycetes; Agaricales; Physalacriaceae
Product: calcium-activated chloride channel-domain-containing protein
Exons: 6
Coding region: 89-2245 (718 amino acids)
Biological process (GO): chloride transmembrane transport
Cellular component (GO): cortical endoplasmic reticulum
Molecular function (GO): chloride channel activity
Source: RefSeq, a predicted model, not a curated record